AUGUCUUCUUCUUCUUCUACUUCCAAAAGACACCCAACAUACCACGGAAUUCGAUGCCGUGGAGGAAAAUGGGUCACUGAAAUCCGUGAGCCUCGCAAAACCAACCGCAUAUGGCUAGGCACAUUCUCCACUCCUGACAUGGCUGCCGCAGCUUACGACGUUGCCGCUUUGGCUCUCAAAGGUCCCGACGCAGUGCUCAACUUUCCUCACAGAGCUUGCAUGUAUCCAGUCCCGCCUUCCAAUUCUGCCGAUGACAUUCGUAACGCUGCCAUUGCUGCAGCUGAAUUCAUGAACGCUGAAUACCGCAAUGAUGCUGGUUUUGAAGUUAAUCCUUCGUAUCAAGCUCAUCAGUUUCUUGAUGAGGAAGCUAUAUUCUCCAUGCCAAGUUUGAUGGUAGCAAUGGCCGAGGGAAUGAUGCUUUCACCUCCCAGAAUGAAUCCACCACCCUCUGAUUACUCACAUGAUCAAUAUUACACUAUGGGACAAAGUUUGUGGAACCAUUUUUGA
Messenger RNA from Vicia faba (fava bean), 507 nucleotides. NCBI's taxonomy places the organism in Eukaryota, Viridiplantae, Streptophyta, Magnoliopsida, Fabales, Fabaceae. The record is from the annotation of a GenBank genome assembly.